CAUGAGAUUCUGAGAUUGUACCUCAUGUGAAUGUCCUGUGAAAAUCCACUCUGGUGUAAUAUGGCAUAACUUCCUGGGUCAUCCGCACAGAAAGCAGUUGUUUACCACUUUGUUUCUGAGCUUUGACGAAACAACCGAGAGAAAGAAAAGGUGGCUCAUUUUGUUUCAAAUAAAAGGAAAUGUAAAUUUCGCUCAAGGAUGUAUGCAGCCAAGUCUGUCCUGUGUUGGAUCAUAAUUCUGUGCUGUUGGCAGGAAACUCUAGCCAAACCUACAAUCUCCAUGCAGAACAGAACCAGAGUGGCACUAGCAGGGGAAAGUCUUGACUUCCAACUGUCAGUUUUGAUCCCAGCAAACUACACCACUAGUAAACUUGUAUGCUACCACACCCAGAACAAGACGAAAAUUUGGAAUAAAGAACUUAAAAGUGAAUUUUAUGAAAAAAGACAUUCGGUGAGUGCACGUAUCAACAUGCACGAUAGCUCCAGUUCUGGCAAUUACUACUUUAGUUAUGCAAAUCAGGAAGUGCAUUGGGUGGUACAUGUGAGAGAUAAAGGUUAUCAGCAGCCACCUGAGGAGUUAGACAAUGCCAUCAUCAUAAUGAUGGCAUUCUCAGGAAUGCUUCUCAUCUUCACUGUUGCUGGGUCACUUUACAUAUUAAAGAUCUACAAGGUAACACUUGGCUACACAUUGUGGUCGAAACACCCUCCUUGUAGAGAUGACAAAAAUGAAGUUGCAGAGCAGAGACCAGGGGAGAGUGAUGAAGUGAUUUUGGAUGAAGAUGCUGCAUCUGCAUCACUCUACACACACUGCAAAACACAAGAAGAGGAUGUAUUUGAGUCUGUGUAUGAAAACCUGUCAAUAAACAGAUGA
Messenger RNA from Cyprinus carpio (common carp), 870 nucleotides. RefSeq lists its product as uncharacterized. The record is from RefSeq and is a predicted model, not a curated record. The coding region runs from base 199 to 870 and encodes 223 amino acids. Gene Ontology annotation, molecular function: transmembrane signaling receptor activity. Gene Ontology annotation, biological process: regulation of B cell differentiation; positive regulation of B cell receptor signaling pathway; B cell receptor signaling pathway. Gene Ontology annotation, cellular component: membrane raft. The transcript is spliced from 5 exons. NCBI's taxonomy places the organism in Eukaryota, Metazoa, Chordata, Actinopteri, Cypriniformes, Cyprinidae.